Messenger RNA from Ectocarpus siliculosus, 606 nucleotides. The record is from the annotation of a GenBank genome assembly. Lineage: Eukaryota; Phaeophyceae; Ectocarpales; Ectocarpaceae.
AUGAUUCUUUUGUGCACGAUACGCCCUCAUAGGUACGGCAGUGACGCCAUCGAGGGUCUCACCGUGUGGGGCAAGUGGGACUCGGAACUGUACUUUAAGCACAACGAGGACAUCGAGGGAGAGCACGGCUGGUCGCACUUCCGUAAGAGCGGUUUCUCGGAGGGCAGACUCGUGCGUAUCGACAACAACUUCGGCGCUUUCGUGGGCGUGGUGGACAUGUCCGCCUACAUGGACAAGCACGAUAUCAACGCUAGCGCCGUCGGAAAAAGGCGUCCGUUCGAGAAGCCUCUGACCGGGUUCAAGCACUACGUGGAGACAGGUUGCGAUGAGGGUCUCGACAUCGCCAUCACGCAUGUCGUCCCGAUCUACCUCCUUGGAGAUUUCAACCACCGCAAGUACAUCAGCGUCAACAGAAACGCCAAGCAGGAGAUGGCACCCCCGCGGCCGGGAAAGUUCGAUGACGAGGGCUACAGGAAGCUGCACCCGGAGAUCGAGGACGAGGGUUUGGAGCCGUUCGAGCAUUUCAAGGCCAACAGGCGGAGCGAAAUCUGCGUGCGCGGAAGAGCGGGCAAGGUGGUACAAGCGAAAGUACCAGAAGAAGUUUAG